AUGUCUGGGCUGUACGUGAUGGUGUCGAUGAGGUUGAAUUUGAGCAUGGGCGUGACUUGUAUGGUAAACUCCACGGCCUUCGAAAAGCCGAGGAUAUCCCAAAACACCUCAUUUUUACAAGACAGUAGACAAUGCCUGUAUGCGUAUGAUGAGUCGACACCGACUGAAAGUGGUUAUGGGGGCACCCUUCUCUGGAGCCCAUCCAUGCAAGGACUCCUCUUUUCCGCAACAUUCUAUGGAAGCUUGGUGACGAUCGCGAUUUCUGGCUAUUUUGCUGAUCGUUUUGGGCCCAAGGCAAUUCUUUUUGUCGCCGCAUUGGACUACACGCUAAUGACGCUGCUUGGACCUGUUUUGGCUGAAAAUAGCUACUGGGCCUAUUUUGGGUCUAGGUUGAUUAUUGGAGUGGGAGAGGGCUUUGUCUUCCCAUGUAUCAACUGCAUGGUCGCGAGGUGGUUCCCUCAAAGCGAAAAAUCUACCGUAGGAGCGAUUUAUACAAGCGGGACGCAGAUCGCAGCUGGUUUCACGGCUCUAAUUGUUGCAGGCCUUUGUUCGUCACCAUGGGGCUGGCCUUCAAUUUAUUACAUUUUUGGUGCUCUUGGACUCGUCUGGGCCACUGUAUUCUGGAUAUUUUCUUCAAAUUCUCCCACGGAGAAUCGGUGGCUUUCUCAAGAGGAAGCCGCUUAUAUAGAAGAAAACUUGUCUUCGAAAGCACAGGCAGACAUUUUUAAAGAAAACAGCAUCCCCUGGCGAGAGCUGUUCUUUGGGAAAGCCUGCCUCGCCAACUACACCAGUCAAUUUGCGUUCAACUUUGCCGCGUCGUUAAUGCAAGCUUUUUUACCUACAUAUUUUAAAGAAGUGCUCCAUAUUCCGAUCCACAUGAACGGUAUUUUCACGAUGGUCCCAUUCGCCUCACAAAUCACUUCGAAGCUCAUUCUCGGGAUGGUUUCGGAUUAUAUGAAGCGGAACAAAAUCUUGGACCCGGAUGUGUCGGGGAAGAUCUUUCAGGGUGUUAGUGCUUUUGGCUCCGGAAUGGCGUUGUUUGCACUUGGAUAUAUACCUUCAUGUGCGAGUCCAUUUAUUGCGCUUCCGAUCUUGUUGGCAUACGGCAUCUUCUUCUCGUUUGCCAUCUGUGGCUUCUUCACCUCUCUGAUCUCGAUCGCACCCCCGUAUUCUGGGACGAUGACCUCGAUCUCGAUGACCUACGCUACAGUAGCCAACGUAUCCGGGCCAAUGCUUCUAUCUUUUAUAGAAUUUAUGGGCUGGCCUCAUAAGUGGAUGAUAAUCUUCACUUGCGCUAGCUCGAUGUGCAUGCUUUCCGGGGUUCAUUACAUCUAUGCUGGGGAGGCCAAAGUCCAAGAAUGGGCGCGGAUGAAGGUGAGCGCCAGUGAGAAGAGUCUGCCGGAAACGAAGACUUUUGCC
Molecule: messenger RNA, 1419 nt
Organism: Mesorhabditis spiculigera
Lineage: Eukaryota; Metazoa; Nematoda; Chromadorea; Rhabditida; Rhabditidae
Source: the annotation of a GenBank genome assembly